GGGAGGACUGCGAAUCGCUAAGGAACGUCCAUAGAGGUGGCAAGCAGUGUAAUUUUGGCUUACUGUCGGAUGUGUGCUUCUGUUGAAGUGCAGUAGACUAUAGGAACGCUCCUAGAAGAAUUCAUACACACAAACAUCUUCUAUAUCCUUUCUUUUCUGAACAGCAUCGCCUAUUAUUAUUAUUGCAUUGGUGGCUCGUGAUACCUCACCUGACACCAUCUGACAUACCUGUAUACCGAUCAAUACUAAGCCAAUAGCAGACAUGAGAGGCUACUUCGGUCAGUGAGGUAUAAAUGACCGCAACUGAAACAGCGGCACUCGAGAUGCAAAGUGGAUUAGCUCACACAUCAGUCAACACGCCCGUGAGCGAUGAUGAUGGGUACAAUUCGUUCUCGGACGAUGAUGAAACGGAAAGUUCGGGACUUCUUCCUGUAGAUGGUGAGGGAGAAACUACCGACGGAGAUACAUAUACUCAUGCGGACAUGCAAAAUACAGAUAUAGAUACACAGGAUGUACACAGAGAUGCAUAUGAUGAUGACGACGACGACGUCGAAGAACCUGGGUUCACCGUCAAGAAAGAUAACUGGUUCACACGAAAGAGAACAGUGGCGUUGUUGCCAUGGUUGCUUUUUGUGAUGAUGCUCACGUGCCUCUUCCUACUUUUAUCAGUGAUAGUGGGGUGUUGGUUGGGGGCCAUAUAUGCCAGGCAUGCAGCGGCCCAAUUCGACACGUUCUCGGCGAGCAAUAUGCAAGUCACCGGUUUGGGAUACCCCGGGGUUCAGGUGGAAACAGACGUGGCUGUAUGGGGUAUUCCAAGCUUCGUCAGCCUGGAAAUUGAACCGGCGCAAGUGUAUCUCUAUCUACCCACACCCACGAGCGCACACACCGGUGCUGAUGCCGUAGAAGGCGACACCGAGGGUUUGUGCAUACAGCCACCCGUGGUAGAUGCAGAAUCGCAACUAGCGCUUGCACCUUCACCCAUAUCACCAGAUACACGCAUAGACACACACGCGCGCGAGACAACAGACACACACACAGUCACAGGCCUUGGUACGGGCGAUGAUAUGGUGUUUGCUUCACUGUAUAUCCCCCGCAUACAAAUAAACGGUGGCUCGGGGCGUGUGCAUGCGGUUAGUCCGUUGACUUUGCGCAACACCACGCUACUUACACCACAGUUCGCACAGGAGAUGGUCGAUGGCCAACGCGCCGUGUGCUUUGCUACGCGUGUCAGUGUGGGAGUCAAACUACUCUUUGGAAAAGUCAAUCUACUGUUCGAUGUGGACCUGAACAAGCGAGUGUCUGUCAGGGACAAAACCAGUCCUUUUGCGCACGUGAUGCCCUACUCCGUGUAUGAAAUGUUACCGUGGCUACACGCACCCCUGCAUAAACUAGGUUUGGACGCGCCCCUGAAAUGGAUUUUGGACCCAGAAGUGUCUCAUAACAGUUCUGGCGAUGUACAAUCUGCCCUCUCGCAUACGGCACAAACCCAUGCCACACAUCUCUCUGUCUCGGAACAAACGGUAGUGUCCGGUCAAGACGGCAGAGGGCAUGCUACGUACGCGCAAACAUACACAUCCCCAGGCACACCUACAAAGCUACAAGCCACAGUGCACGAGGGUAUGCGCAUGUUGUCUCAGUACAACAGCACAGUGCAGCACGGCGUCGAGUGGUGGCACCGCAACGGAGAAGCAUCUGCCGAACUCUCCAGAGACGUGCUUAGCGUGCUGCUCAAGAAUGAGGGGCGUGCGGAGGAUGUGAUGCAGUUGGGCUCAGGGGUACUGCUGGCGAUGGAGCGAACGGUUGGACCGAAUACCCCCGACUCGGACUUUAAUAAAACCAUCAUGCAGCCAGCAGAACGAGCGCUCAAGCAGCUGGAUUCUGAUUGGGCAGAGUUGGUUUUGGCGGCAAACAGCACAAUUGAGUGGACUGUCGACAAUGCACAGUGGUUGGCGGAGAAUGGUACUGCUGUGAUUGCGUGGACGUAUAAGGAACGAGACUUGACGGGACGGAUUGUGAAGGGGCUCGCACUCUGGGCCAAGCUAAAUGCUGCGUGGUUGGGAAAGCUGCUGUCUACAACCUUCGACCGCAUAGUCAAGCCCAAUUGGGAUCUCCUCGCGCAGAGCAUGGUCGUUGUGGGUGAUUUUGUGCAUGCACAGGCGCCGAGUAUGGUAUGUCUACCCACGUGGGGUAUGCAGAUGGUUGCCCUUGUGAAAAACUUUGAAGAGGCGGGGCCUGUGCCUUGGCUGCAGAACGCCAUGCAGCAAGUAUUGGACGGUGUGCGGAGGGUUACGGCUGAUGUCCAUGGACUGGUGGAUGAAAGGGCCCGCUACCUUUUAACGCACGGGUUGACAUUGGCUGACUUCCUGUAUGGCUCUGCCGGUUCGUUAGCCAAUCUUUUGAAUACCAUUUACGAUGUUGGUGACGCCAUCCUGCGAGUAAAUGUCAAGGAGGAGUGCGUCAAUGCCGAGUUCGAAUUUCAGGGCUUUUUCACAGACCCGCAAGAGGUUGUGGGGGGCAAACUGAACCACACGCUAAGUGUUUGGUUGUCGGACCUCAUCAAUAGAUUCUUGACUCUCUGGAUGAACUUUCGGAAAGUUGUAAAGACCGAGAUCAUGAGCUCUGUAGAACUUCGUGCCGCAGAGACGGUGAUCAGUGGUUGUAAAGCCGCGGGUAUCGAUCUGGAACAGAUUAUUAAGGACGAGGUCGGUAGCAUUGCGGCCUAUAUAUUCUCCAACCUCUCUCCUCAGAGUCUUAUCAAGGUUCUUGUUUGGGGAAAGAGCAAUAGUAUGUUCGAGGGCUACCUAGUGGCCAUCAUACAGAAGGUGGUGAGCCAUUGGGACUUGGGAAGCCUCAUGUCUAAGCUGUAUCAGUAUGCGCGUGUGGUAGUGGCGUACAAUAACGCGGUGGUGGGUGCUAUCUGGAAGCAUAUCGAUCACCCGGAGAUUGCGGCGAAUACCUACUUGGCCGAUGAGAACUUACGCAACGGAUAGCAGAAGACUGAGCAAUGGUGCUGAUGGUCUCCAUCGGUGUAGAUUGAAAUUUUCUCGUAUUUGGACACUUUCGCGCCGCCCCUGGGCAGUCACUACUCAUACAUUUUAAUGGCACCCCUAGAGGCGCUGCAGACUAUACCAGUUCAAAUACUCGUGUGUGCACACAUUGCAAGCAUGGCAGCCCCUCUCUAUGUCUCUCGUUAUCACUCACCCACGUAACUAACGCAAGCGUGGCACAAGUUGUAUGUCUAAACCGAUGUGUACAUGUCCUCUCAGUCAUGGAUAUAGACUAUGAUGACACUACCAAACACGCUCAGGACAUCUGAGGGGUGACUUUCUUCUCGAGCUUGGUCUGUAGUGCUGUCUAGAGCACAGGGAUACUUAGGUUAUCUUCGUCAUAUUCGCUACCGACCGGCUCAGGCACAUCUGCUAACGGACAAUGCUGGUACAUCCCUUGGCUCCGUGGCUCGAAGCUCGCAGGUGCAAGCAUGCAAAUUUAUAUACACGCUAGUAUAGACAGUUUGGAACGGUUUGUCGGCUGUGAAGCAUCUUCAUACGAGGUCAUGUGGUGUGCUCGUCGUACUGGCCCACACACUGGUGAGUGUCAUCUGGGUGGUAGCUCUACUCGACAUCUAGGUGGUAGUUCUACUCGACAGUAUCGUCGCUGUGUAACUGUGACACCGAAUGGUAUACCCUGUGACUCUCACUUUUGUUUGCAGGCUGCUGUCGUGUGCUGUCUGACGUAGAGUAUCUAGGCUCUGGAGCAUCUCUCCUCGAUACUUAAAUCGCACUUGGAUGACCAGAGUACCACGUGCCAGUACUUUACAUCUGUUUCUGUAAUCUCAUUCCUAGCAUGCGUGAGGUGUGAAUGUUUGCUACCAUCGACAGUCCUGCUGUCUAAUUUGCGCUUUUAAGUUACGUGCGGUUUGAGUUUCGUAGCAUACUUCUAUAUACCGCAGCGUCGCCAGAACUACAAUGAUCCCCAGGUCCCAAACUCUUUUUUAAUAAAGACUCACGCUCCUGCCCACUCACUGGCUGUGUAGAAUAUGAUGCACGCCUCAUACUACCGGCGUAAAUGAAGGCGGUAUGCCCUAUUUGAUUUCCC
Messenger RNA from Sphaeroforma arctica JP610, 4095 nucleotides. RefSeq lists its product as hypothetical. The transcript is spliced from 10 exons. The record is from RefSeq and is a predicted model, not a curated record. Lineage: Eukaryota; Ichthyosporea; Ichthyophonida. Bases 294 to 2990 code for a protein of 898 amino acids.